Messenger RNA from Loa loa (African eye worm), 730 nucleotides. RefSeq lists its product as hypothetical. Lineage: Eukaryota; Metazoa; Nematoda; Chromadorea; Rhabditida; Onchocercidae. The coding region runs from base 130 to 609 and encodes 159 amino acids. The transcript has 5 exons. The record is from RefSeq and is a predicted model, not a curated record.
UUUUAGCUAAAGCAGAUUGUUGUGUUUGUUGAUUGGCCAUUUGAUUGACUGAAAGUGCCAUUUUGUUCGGUCCGCUUUCGACAAGUUUUUAGUGACAUGCUCGCACGAUAUUCGAGACUGUGAACUGCAAUGUUGGGAGCACAAACAAUUCGAACAAAACAGAAGAACAAGGAAAGGAAAAAGAAGUUAUCUGGCCCAGAACUUCAGUGUGAGCGAAUUCAGAAAGCCGCAAGAGAAGACGAAGCAAAGUUUCUGGAAAAAGUGGCACACCUUCAUCUAGAAGAUGCGCGUGCUGUUUCCGAAAUAGCAGAAGAAACUAAACGCAUUAAACAGAGACGACAUCACUCCGUCCAGGAGCCGCAAUCUAUUCGUUUUUCAUCCAUUGAUAAUUCCGACACUCUACGUCCUUUCUCUAAAAGCACGUCAACUUCUUUUACGAAAAUGACGAAACCUGAGAGAAGCGGUGUGGAUUUUGUGAAUACUAAAGAUGAUGUUAGUGACAAGAAAAUUUCGAAAUGGUGUGGCUUAUUAGCAUCAUUUUCUUCUGCGGGAAAUAGUCGUCAAUCAUCGAAAAAGCCACCAAAACGACGGAUGUCUACAUUUAUCUAGUUAUUUAUUAUUGUCCACUAUAGUGGUUAUGAAUAAUGCCCCAAUAACCUCCUAAUAAAUGACUAAGUUUUUGAUUGAUUCCUAUUCGAGAGAUGAAAGACGAUUAAAAAGUGAAUGAAUA